AUGAUCGUGCUGAUGUGGAAUAAGUGCUCCUGCUGUCUCCUCUUACUAGCCGCGGUCCUGAUCGUGGAGAGCUCCCAGCUAGACAGCUCCAGCUCGAAGGUGAACUCCAUCAAGUCCACCCUGAUGGGGGAGGCUCCAACUCAGACAACCAACAGAUCUGCAGGCAUCCACCAGGGACUGACGCUUGCUAGCAGUAAGAAGGGCAAAAUUGUAGGUCCUGCCUAUCCUUGUACCAAUGAUAAGGAAUGCGAAGUUGGGAGAUACUGUCACAGUCCUCAUCAAGCAACAUCUGCAUGCAUGAUGUGCCGGCGGAAGAAGAAGCGUUGCCACAGAGAUGGCAUGUGCUGCCCUGGGAACCGCUGCAACAACGGUAUUUGCAUACCAGUAGCCGAAAGCAUUCUCACACCUCACAUCCCUGCUCUCGAAGGGCCACGCAACAAGAAGAAUGGUCAUUAUACCAGCAAGGAUUUGGGAUGGCACCACCUUGGGAGGCCACGCUCUAAGCUGUCACACAUAAAAGGACAUGAAGGCGAUCCCUGCCUACGGUCUUCAGACUGUAUUGAGGGACACUGCUGUGCUCGUCAUUUCUGGACCAAAAUUUGCAAGCCUGUGUUGCAUCAGGGAGAGGUGUGCACCAAGCAGCGCAAGAAAGGCUCCCAUGGAUUGGAGAUUUUCCAACGAUGUGACUGUGCCAAAGGGCUGUCUUGCAAAGUAUGGAAAGAUGCAACCUCCUCUUCUAAAUCCAGACUUCAUGUGUGCCAGAAAAUCUGA
This is a messenger RNA of Chaetura pelagica (chimney swift), 771 nucleotides long. It is a transcript of the gene DKK2, whose product is annotated as dickkopf WNT signaling pathway inhibitor 2. The transcript is spliced from 5 exons. Bases 1 to 771 code for a protein of 256 amino acids. Gene Ontology annotation, biological process: multicellular organism development; negative regulation of canonical Wnt signaling pathway. Gene Ontology annotation, cellular component: extracellular region. Gene Ontology annotation, molecular function: co-receptor binding; receptor antagonist activity. Lineage: Eukaryota; Metazoa; Chordata; Aves; Apodiformes; Apodidae. The record is from RefSeq and is a predicted model, not a curated record.